Molecule: messenger RNA, 1300 nt
Organism: Annulohypoxylon maeteangense
Lineage: Eukaryota; Fungi; Ascomycota; Sordariomycetes; Xylariales; Hypoxylaceae
Exons: 1
Coding region: 274-741 (155 amino acids)
Source: RefSeq, a predicted model, not a curated record
GUAAAGUUCAAUUAAAUAUCGUAUUAUUAUUCGCACUGGUCUUCCGCGCCGCCAUCGACGACCGGGCGAUCCCGAAUCGUACGAUGCUCAACACAUACACCCGAAAACAACAUGCCAUUUGAGCUCGUUUUUUCAAUUAUGCUCUUAGAAAGCAUCUGAGUGCAUUGCGAAAUGACUCUGAAACCUUUUACGUUUAUCCGAUGAGACGAGAAUGGCUCGGUGGUUUAUAGUAACAUAAUUUGAUCACUAAUUUCCCUCAGAUGAUUCUUUGUGAUGUAUCUGGGUAUAUAUUCCAUCCCUCAACCACCAGUUCAUGCAUCCUAUCUCCUAUCAACCAGAUUACUGCAACAGUACAACAAUAAGCACAAGCCUCCAACGAUACUAUUGAACAACUACCAACUACAAACAAUCAUCAAUUAUACCAAAGACAAUUCUUAUUCAAUCAUAAUGGCACAAACAACCUCUCACGUCCGUGCUUCCAAAACCCAACCUAUCACCAUCCCAGCGCCAAGCAAGAAGACCAGCUCAAGUGGAGCUCUACCAGAACUACCCCUAUUCUCGUUACUAGAGCCCGGCAGUCCAGCCCUCAGCGACUGCGAGUCCGCAUUGGACGAAGACGAUACCGCGUACGACAUGUACCACCUACCUGCACACCACCGAAGGAACGCCCUGAGCUUCGAAGACGGCUUCGAAUUCCCCAUGUUCCUCCGCAGAAGAAUGUCGGCGCCCCAUCUGAAGUGAACGGGAUUUCCGCUUUCAGCUGGUCCUGAAAUGCGGCGGGGAAGAGAUCGCAUAUGCACACACACUUACCGGACCUCACCUUCACCUCGUCCAGCCCGCCACAUCUAUAUAGGCGGAUUACCGACGUCUUAGCUAGCGGCGCUCGCUGGGAACGGGAAUAUGGUCCGGCCGACCGACGAGACGGCAUCGUCUCAACAAGACAUCCUCAAACCCCCGCAUUGGAAGCAAUUGAAGAAAAAAAUAGGGAUGGAAUUAUUGAUUAUCACGGGUGUUCGGAUUGGGAAAAACAACUCCUUCGGUUUCUGGCGUUUGGAAUGGGAUGGGAUGGGCUAUCUGGUUGCCAGCAAAGCAUGCUCUGGCGUUCUAACAUGGAUGGUGCUACUUACAGCUGGACAACAGCUUCGCGCUGUCGCGGCGGGUGUAUUCUACAAAAAUUGUUUGAAUAUUCCUAGUUAACCCACCUGGGGUUCGGUGUAUGAAUAACUAAGCGGACUUCGCUAAGUAUAGGUGCCUGUUUAGGUACGUUGACUACCUAAUAUCAUAAGAUAUUCUUCUAUGA